AUGCAACAGCAACAAAUUCAAGACAGACACACUAGUUUUGCUAUACUAGGGAAAGCAGAAGUACUAUGCAAUACAUGGCGUCGUUUGCAAUCCAAAUCAUUGUCGUUGCUGCAAUCCAUGGUCAACAUUGUAGCUCAAAAAAGUGCCACAUUGGAUCAGCUUUCUACGUUGGAGCAACAUGGCGUUGAGAAGUCUCGUCUUGUGUACAAACAGACAGCAUCACUAGAGAGUCUGAUCAAAGAUCUGCACUCUGUGCUAGAACUGCUUGACAAGGUGAAGCGGGAUUGGGCUCAAUUGGAUCUGGAAGCAGCCCGCCAUGUGGUCAAAUAUACCUCACGCCCUUCAUUGCCAGCUAAACUAGCACCAUUGUCCACCAACUCCCUCAUCCAAGUGACAGCAGUAGCACCUGCUCAAGUACACGAUAUGAUUUCUCAGUUAGCGUACAUGUACAAUGAGGAAUUCAACUACAAAUCCAUGUUACUGUCUACACUACCAUCCAACAUAGCAAAUCAGGACCAAGUUCUGCAAUUGGUAGAUCGAUGGGAUGCCGAAACACACAUUGAUACGUCAUUACAACAAGACAUUGUUGAACGUAUCAAGCUGUAUAAAACUGUCAAGAAGGUACUUGAAUCAGUAGAUUGA
This is a messenger RNA of Mucor velutinosus, 642 nucleotides long. RefSeq lists its product as uncharacterized. Bases 1 to 642 code for a protein of 213 amino acids. NCBI's taxonomy places the organism in Eukaryota, Fungi, Mucoromycota, Mucoromycetes, Mucorales, Mucoraceae. The record is from RefSeq and is a predicted model, not a curated record. The transcript has a single exon.